Diversispora eburnea is the source of this 1008-nucleotide messenger RNA. NCBI's taxonomy places the organism in Eukaryota, Fungi, Glomeromycota, Glomeromycetes, Diversisporales, Diversisporaceae. The record is from the annotation of a GenBank genome assembly.
AUGGCUACAGCUAUUAUUAAUUUUGAAUCCUGGCAAAAUACGGGAAUUCCUAAUUUUGAGAUACUUGAAGAAAUGACGGAAGAUAUUACAUUUAAAUUUAGAAAAGCGAGAGAAAUCAACAUUUCACGAGGUAUUAAAGAUCAAAAUAUUGACGUUCAAAGUUCAAUAUUUAAUCAAUUAAUUAGUAAACGAGCCAUGGAAUCAUUAGGAAUAAAAAAUUAUGCAAGUGAUGUAGAAGUAUAUAUGAAUUUACUUUCGUCAGACAAAGUUCGAAUAUCAGAUAUUAAACAAGCAUUAAGAGAUUUAUUAUCAGAUGCUCGAAAGAAUUUUGAAAGUUUGAAUGAAUUAAGAAUAGAAUUUGAUAAAUUUAAAGUUAAUUUUGGGGAACUUUAUCUUGAUUUAGAUAAUUCAACAAGUAAGACAAGUUCAAUUGAUGAAAGUAAAAUAAUAUUUUCAGUAGAUAUUACAAGAGAUAAUACAAAAACCGAGGAUUCACUAACGCCACAUCAAACAGCGAAUAUUUCCCCAACACAAAAUUUAUCACCUACAACGGAAACAGAAUUUUCCCCAACAUCCAAUACAAUAGAAACAAUUACGAAAUAUCCUCCAAGUCCAUCAAGUACUUCCAAUCCAUCAAAUAAUUCAUUGACUACUUUCAAUUCAUUAAAUAAUUCAUUGAUGGUUUUAAUUGCUGCUGGAUUAUUAUUUACUUUUCAUAAUAGAAAUUCAAUAAUAUCACUCUGUAAAAAUACUUGGAAUGCAAAACUUGAAUCCAUUUCAAUAGAAUUUGGAAGUUUAAAUACUUUCUGGGAUCAUCAAACCAGAAAUAUUGACGAAACUCUUACAACGUUAAAUUCGAUAAAUUCAGAAAUGGAAGUUAAAUUGCCGAAUAAAAUUGGACAAGAUACCAAAGCCAUUUGGAAUGAGAUUUAUAAUAAAUCCUUAAAUAAUCAACGAAAUUUGAAUGCGAUUGUUACAAAGAAUUCUAUGCUUGGAUUUAAUUCAUAG